AUGGCCUCUCGGAAUUCCGUGGAUCAAAUUCUUGCCUUGGACAAGCCGGCGCUCGUCGGGCUCAUGAAAAACAAUCGAGAUGCCCGGGGUUUAUGCCCCGCAAACCCUAGAUUCCCCUGCGCUUGUGGCCAAGCUCGAGUAGGCGGCCGAGGUCCCUGCGACACGAGAUUUCGCCGUUGCCCAGCCGUCAUCACCAUUAGCGAGGUCGGUUAUCACCUCUCCCCACAGCCAGGUAUGGCCAAGGAGCACCAGACUCGUUGUUACCACGAGCUUGUCGCCACGCGGCGGCAAACCAGCGUCGUAGACAACUUUGCCUCGUUUCUGGCCGAGAAGCGACGCUAUUUCGAGUCUAGUGGGCUCAUCGAGGUCGAUGGGGCAGGUAACUUUGAGCAGACGAUACGUAAGAUAUGGGGGGGAGGAACAACUCCGACGGCGGCAGCAUGA
Gaeumannomyces tritici R3-111a-1 is the source of this 444-nucleotide messenger RNA. RefSeq lists its product as hypothetical. The record is from RefSeq and is a predicted model, not a curated record. The transcript has 3 exons. Bases 1 to 444 code for a protein of 147 amino acids. Lineage: Eukaryota; Fungi; Ascomycota; Sordariomycetes; Magnaporthales; Magnaporthaceae.